AUGAGUUUCUAUCCAUCUUCUAUCUCCAAUUCAAUCAAAAUCUCCACCCACCUUCUCCUUCGUCUUCGCACUCGCACACAUCAAUUAGCAGUAGCAACUCGACAAGUUCACACCACCGCAGAAUCACCACAGGAUGACGACGCAAUCGUCUCCACUCUCUGCAAUUCAUUGCGAAAAGGCCAGAACUGGAACACCCUAACCCGAAAAUUCAACACAAUCGAGCUCACCAAUCAAAUCAUCAACAAAGUACUCCUACAACUGAAGGAGCCCAUUGAUGCAAAACGAGCUCUGGGUUUUUUCCACUGGUCGGCUCAGGACAAGCACUGUAAACAUGGCAUUUCUGCUUACUGUGUCACUCUUCACAUCUUGGUCAAAGCCAAGUUGAUAAAGGACGCCAAAGCAUUGCUUGAAUCAGUACUGUUGACCCCUACUGUUUCUGGUAAUUCUCAGACUUUCUCAGUUCUUGAUUCACUGCUUGAUACUUACAAGCUUACAGAUUCGACUCCUUUUGUGUUCGAUUUAUUCGUACAAACUUGUUCUAAGUUGAGGUUGAUAGAUGAUGCUCUUGAUGUUUGUAAAUACUUGGAUGAAAAUGGGUUCACACUGAGCAUUACAAGUUUUAAUGCUUUGCUUCAUGUGGUUCAAAAAUCUGAUAAGACCCACUUAGUUUGGAGAAUCUAUGAGCAUAUGGUUGAAAAAAGAACAUACCCUAAUGAAGUAACUGUCAGGAUUAUGGUCAGUGCAUUGUGUAAAGAAGGUAAGUUGCAAAGGUUUGUUGAUAUUGUGGAUAGGAUUCAUGGGAAGAGAGGGUCACCAGUGGUGCUUGUGAAUACAUGUUUGGUUUUUGGGAUAAUUGAGGAGGGAAGAAUUGAAGAUGGGUUGGUGUUGUUGAAGAGACUAUUGCAAAAGAAUAUGAUUGUUGAUGCUAUUUCGUAUUCUGUGAUUGUCUUUGCCAGAAUAAAGCUUGGGAAUUUGGACUUAGCAUGGGAGGUUUAUGAGGAAAUGCUUAAGAGAGGUUUUCUUGUGAAUUCAUUUGUGUGUACGUUGUUUAUUGAGGCUUACUGUAAGAUGGGAAGGGUUGAGGAAGCAAUUGGAUUGAUGCAACAAAUGGGAAUUUCGGUUUUGAAGCCUUAUGAUGAGACUUUUAAUCACCUCAUUGUUGGUUGCUCUAAAGUGGGAAGAUUGGGGGAGAGCUUGGAGUGGUGUCAGAAAAUGGUGGACUUGGGAUUUGUUCCAAGCUGUUUGGUUUUCAACGAUAUGGUUGGAAAGCUGUGUGCAAAUGGGAAUGCAAAGCAGUGUAACGAGAUGUUGACUGUUCUACUAGAUAAAGGGUUUGUGCCGGAUGAAAUCACAUACUCUCACCUUAUUGCAGGAUAUGGGAAAGAAGGUAAUAUUGAGGGAGUUCUCAAGCUUUGUUAUGAGAUGGAAUACCGAUCACUUCCUCUUUGUUCUUCCACUUUUACGUCUUUAAUUCUCAUUCUUUGUGAAUAUGGGAGAUUGGAGGAAGCAGACCAAUAUCUAAAAGUCAUGAGAGAUCGAUCUUUAGCUCCAAGUGCAUGUGUUUAUGAGACAUUGAUUGCCAGUCACUAUAAGAAGGGUAACAAAACUAGGGCUCAUCAACUUCACAGUGAAAUGGCUGGAAAAGGAUUGAAGCCUAGUCGCACAUUACACAGUCUUAUCAAGGAGGGAAAUGCUUGUGAGCUCUCUAGUCGAUAA
Molecule: messenger RNA, 1716 nt
Organism: Ilex paraguariensis (yerba mate)
Lineage: Eukaryota; Viridiplantae; Streptophyta; Magnoliopsida; Aquifoliales; Aquifoliaceae
Source: the annotation of a GenBank genome assembly